AUGGGCGACGGUCACAAGCAGCUGUUAGCAUCUCCAGAGCUCGGCCUGGGUGGGAGCCAAGUUUUCGUCCUCAUCACUCGGAGGCUCCCAGCCUGGAAGAGGACCCAAGAAGCCGUGAAUUCAGAGAAGGAGCAGCCCCAAUGUCUCCUGCUCCUGCUCUCCCUGCUGUCCUACCCCUCAGCCCGUGCUGGUGAGUGGAGGAAGCCAUGGGCUGCAGGGGCGCUGAGCCACAAAGCCAAACUGAAUAAAUACGUCCAGGUGAUCCCCCUGCCCAAGAGCAGCAGCGACAUCCCCGCGGACACCAAGUGCAUCGUGUCGGCAUGGGGCUACAUUGACAAAGAGGUAGCGAUGGACAAGCUCUUCGAGACCAAUGCCACUGUCCUGAGCCAGAGGAAAUGUCUCCUAUCCUACCCAGAGCUCAGCGACGGCAUGGUCUGUGCGGCCAGCUACCAUAGGCGCACUGACGUCAACUACGGGGACUCCAGUGGCCCUUUGGUCUGCAACGGGGCGGCCCAGGGGAUUGUCUCCUAUGGUUUCCAGUUCCCUCCCUCGGUGUACACUCACAUCGCCCACUACCUGCCCUGGAUUCGAAAGACCAUGGGGCAGUGA
Caretta caretta (loggerhead turtle) is the source of this 609-nucleotide messenger RNA. NCBI's taxonomy places the organism in Eukaryota, Metazoa, Chordata, Testudines, Cheloniidae. The record is from RefSeq and is a predicted model, not a curated record.